UUUGUUUUCUUCACAUUGGAUAAGCUAGUUCAGAAAUUUGUCAAGCAUCAUCAUGCGGUUGCAGAUGAUGAGACAGAUACCAAGCUACUGCACCUAUAUGCAUAUGAGAACUACAGAAAACUGGGAAGGCUCUUCGAUAUUGUAUUUAAUGAGAAUGCUCUAGCACUUCCUCAUGAUCAGAACAUAUCCUGGAUU
This is a messenger RNA of Thlaspi arvense, 195 nucleotides long. The record is from the annotation of a GenBank genome assembly. Lineage: Eukaryota; Viridiplantae; Streptophyta; Magnoliopsida; Brassicales; Brassicaceae.